Molecule: messenger RNA, 873 nt
Organism: Dipodomys ordii (Ord's kangaroo rat)
Lineage: Eukaryota; Metazoa; Chordata; Mammalia; Rodentia; Heteromyidae
Gene: Nudt1
Product: nudix (nucleoside diphosphate linked moiety X)-type motif 1
Exons: 3
Coding region: 23-493 (156 amino acids)
Biological process (GO): DNA protection
Molecular function (GO): 8-oxo-7,8-dihydroguanosine triphosphate pyrophosphatase activity
Source: RefSeq, a predicted model, not a curated record
ACGACUGAGCUGCCCAGGAGGCAUGAGCACUUCCAAGCUCUAUACCUUAGUGCUGGUGCUGCAGCCCCAGCGGGUCCUCCUGGGCAUGAAGAAGCGGGGCUUCGGCAUGGGCCGCUGGAAUGGCUUUGGGGGGGAAGUGGAAGAAGGAGAGACCAUCGAGGAUGGGGCCAGAAGGGAGUUACAGGAAGAGAGUGGUCUGACAGCAGAGAUGCUGCACAAAGUGGGGAAAAUCGUGUUCGAGUUUGUGGGCAUCCCCGAGCUAAUGGAAGUGCAUAUCUUCUAUACAGAAAGUGUACAGGGGACACCUGUGGAGAGUGAUGAAAUGCGACCUCAGUGGUUCGCCCAGGACCAAAUCCCCUUCCGUGACAUGUGGCCCGAUGACAGCUACUGGUUCCCGCUCCUGUUCCAGAGGAAGAAGUUCCGCGGCUACUUCAAGUUCCAGGACCAGGACACUAUCCUGGACUAUUCGCUACAUGAGGUGGACCAAGUUUAGCGCUGAGCCUACUGGUGGCCAGGAGAGGGCGCCUUGGCAGCAGCUCUCCUGUCCACGUGCUCACAAGGCCAGCCUCAUGAGGUGUCAGAGGUGACUGGAUGCAAGGGAGGGCCUUCAGCAGUGUGGCUUGUCCUGUCCCCAGGGAGCUGCCUGUCGUGCCGCUGUCACACAGAACACUGGACACAGGUGGGAGGGACUGGGUAAAGGAGGGCCUGCCAUAUGACCUACUGUCCUUUUAUUGCCACUCCCCACUUUGUGAUUCCUACCCUUUCCCAGUGGGGAAACAGACAAACAAGAGUCAAAAGCCAUGGGGCUGGGAAGGUGGCUCAGUGGUAGAGCGCUUGGCUCGCAUGUAUGAGACCCUGGGUUCGAUUCCUCAG